Messenger RNA from Zea mays, 3193 nucleotides. RefSeq lists its product as uncharacterized. The transcript has 5 exons. The coding region runs from base 181 to 849 and encodes 222 amino acids. The record is from RefSeq and is a predicted model, not a curated record. Lineage: Eukaryota; Viridiplantae; Streptophyta; Magnoliopsida; Poales; Poaceae.
CCGUGGCCGUGUCGACCGAGAAAAAUAAACGGCGCGGGGGCGCACGUGCUCCCGGUCCCGGUUUGGAACGAUUCUCGGCGCCGACUCCGUUGUCCGUUCCGUUCAUCGGAUCGGUCGGCGAAGCAGCGUUUCGGCGUCGGCCGUCCACCGUGCGUGACGCCAUGGCGACGCUUUUUCAGGAUGGGAACUGGGAAGGCACUGCCUGGGGAGAGGGGGCAGGGCAGUGGGGUUGCCGGCGGGCCGGAGGGACGGCGGGUGCCUGGCAUGGCUGAGCUGCCAUCUAGUUUUGCUGAGCAAAUCUUUACUACUCUAUAUGUUAGCAGUGUAGGCGUGCACACUGCCUUGUUCUGCCAUAGCGCGCUCGCCUCCCUCCCCGCGCCCGCAGUCCCCGCUGCCGAGCAGUCCUGCCGCGCCCCCUCCCCUGCAAACCCCACCACGACGCAGCAACAGAUCCACCAUCGACGUGCGCGCCGCGCGCCCCGACGCGGAACGCUGGAUCCCACGCAACAGGAGGCGGCCAACCAGUCGCCAUCGCCCCCGGCCCCCACCCCGCCUGCUGCAGCAAGCGGCGUCCGCUACCGCACGCCCUCGUCCCCGGACCUCCUCCUCCCUGCCGACGCCGCCAAGAUGCGCCGCUACUCCGCGCUGCCCAACGGCGGCCGCCAGGAGACGCUGGCCGACCGCGCGCACCGCUACCGGGGCAUCGUGCUCGUCAUCCUCGCCCCGCUCGCGCUCGUCUCUCUCGUCCUCCUCCUCAUGCCACGCUCACCCGCUGGCACCAUGGGCAGCGCCCGGGAUAGACAGCGAGAUCGAGCUCUUCGUCCAGGUACACACUCCCCCGCCCGGUGACCCGUUGCCGGACCUGGAGUCACGCUGCCUAGACUCGCCGCUGGGUGGAUUCGUCGAGGUGGAGGUCGGAUUGUGACCACGCCGUCCAGUUAGGACGUCGUCGUCUCCAGAUCCAGGGGAUGGGGUUGCUCGGCAUGGCGGCCAAGGGCCCCUCGCCCACGCGUCGCCUCCUGCCGCAGCCGCACUUGGCCGUCUCCUCGCUGGUGGCCUCCAUGGCUCUGAUCCACCCUUCCUCAACACCCAAAGAUGGUUGACGUCACCUUCGCCGUCUCCUCGCCAGUGGCCUCCACCAGCCCCGCAGUCCAAGACAAAGCCGCGACAUGAGUCAACCCAAGUCCGGUCGCACCUACACCGAUGACCGUACCCAACGUGAGUCAAGCCAAGUCCAUUCCCCUCCCUUGCUUCCUCAACUUGUUGUCUUGUGGUCUGAAGUUUGUCUCGGAGAAGGUGAUGCCAUCAUCAUCAGUUGUGAUUAUGAAUUAUAUUCUACCGAUAGGUAUUCAAUCUCUCUAUUCGGCAACACCUUAAAAAGAUUUACUUCAAAAUAUUGACAAGUGGAUUGCAGGCUUAGAUAAUUUUUGGAACACAACAUUGCUCCAAAAAAGUUUUUCUGAAGAAAAGGUAUCAAUCUGCAGUUUGGUAAGUGAGUCUGAAUCUGCAGCACCAAGGACUUCAAGAAUUAGUCUGAACCUGCACUUACAGUUCCAUGGGUCUUCUCAAUUCUUAAUAAUAUUAUAUUUUUAAUGAAUAAUUGAAUAUAUAUUGAGUCUGUGCCAUAGAUUCAGUCGCCUUAACACCCUUUGCUGUUUCCCACUUAAGUUAGUUAAUGAGAUGAAUGGAUGGAAAUUACGUAGUGAAUGUAUGAUAAGUCCAGGCUACAUGUUAAAAGACACACUUGGCUACUUGACCUCUGUAUUUCCAUGAAGAAAUCUUACUGACGGGUGCUUUCAUCUGCUAUUUGGAUCCGUUGCUGAUGGAUCUUACAAAGAAGUUGAGCUUUAAGAGGAACGUGGUGUCAUUGUCAUCAGAGCUCAAGGGUGUGAGGAGCAAGCUUGCUUCCUAGGAGCAGCUGUUUGUAAGGGAAUCUCAAACUGGAAAGCUUGCGGAGACAAAAACAAGGAGCAUGGAAGAGGAAGUAAUCAAGCUGCAUAAAUGCUUACAGGACAAGGAUGAACAACUGCAUUCAUUCACAAGUAGCACGGAACAGGAACCCAACUGAACCUUCAACUUGCUUGUUCUGGGAGAUCUGUGAGCAAGCGAGUGCUCCUCAUAAUGGGUAUUCGACAUGAGCCCCAUCCCUGCCACAGACUUGGGAAAGGCACAAUGAUUUUUAUGGUGACAUGAAUACAUUCCUCUUCAAAUUAUAUCUUUAAGCAUCCAUUUUUCGCCCUACUGGUGCAAACAAGAAUUUGCAAUGGGUAGGUUACUGGCUGCACUUGUUUUUGAAUACUUGGAGUGACCACAACUAAGUCACACAAUGAAACUUUACUUUCCAGAGUGUAACCUGGUAACCGGUGACCAUUCAUAAUAUUUCGUUUUUACAUUUUGGAUAUCAAUAUCCAUUAAUAUGUUUCCCUAUUUUGUUUGUAAAUCAGCCGGACUUCUGAUAGAAUGAACUGAAAGACUUCUCUAACAAAAGUGGAGCUGAGGGGAGCAAGAGUGCUGAAAGUGGUCCAAUGUUUUUAGAUGUUCUCGAAUGUUAUCUGAAAUAUGAGGUUUAUCUCUUGCUUGAUCAACAAUAGAAGCAAAAAAUCAUCCUUUUGUUUAUUUAUGUUUCCCAAUAUAAAGGAAAAGGGGAAAUAUUUUGGUGCAGUGUGCCCAAUUCUUUUGUCUCUAGAAAACUAUGUAGUCACCUAUAGCAGGCGCUAUAGUCAGUUUUAGCUAUUUUAGACACCACUACUAUUUGUACACACAUUUCUAUUAUCCUAUUUUAGCCUGCUAUAUUCAUGUAUGAGCCUUAUGGGAACUCUGCAACUACUAUGGAUCCUCUUAUACAUUGUGUUCGACAUGCAGACAAGGUAGUAUAUUGAGUUGGACCAAUAAUCCUUCAUAUUUAUUUAGCCUGCUGAUACCGCGGCAAUGUAUAGAUGUUUGUACCAUAGAAAUUAUCGUAAAAUGCACACAGUUGUAUGUAUAGAUGUUUAGAAGUGGCCGAAGUUAGGCUUGCUCAACCGGGGCAAUGAUUUACUUAGCCUGCUGAAAUGUACUAUAGGUAGCAUUCAAGUUUGUGACCAUCAUGCAAGUACAUGUGGUUUGUUGAAAUUGUGUGGUCAUCGGAGAUGUAGCAAAAUGUUCCCUAUCGAGAGCUCGUGUACUAUAUUUGUUUUAUGAACUUAAUUUUGUU